GCCGGCAUGGACGAUCGAUAGACACUGUCAUCGAAUGCUCUCCAGUUGAUGUUCGAACCGCCGCAAGUCUACCCAUCGCGUAUGCAGAACGAGGUCGAGGUCGAGUCCCAAUUGUCCCUGAUCACGCCAGAGCCAGACUACGUCCAUGGAUCCCAAAUCAUCCCUCUUUCUUUCGAUUCCCCGCAGCCAGCGAUCUCCCGCCGAUCUCGAUCCCGUGUGCGCGACGAACCCUCGAGUUUCGACGAAGCUACCACUACGAGGGAGGUCAUUUUGAAUACUCAUUCGAAGCCCUCUGAGCGGUCCACUGUCGCGACUUCUCAUGCUGAAGACUUCGACAUUGCUGCCGCUGCCGACCUUGCCAAUCACUCGCUCGAAAUAUUCGACUUCGCUCUGCUACGCGCAAAAAAGCCUCCCGAAACCAUCUACGACGCGAACACUUUGCGAUUGCCUUCAACGUGGACGAUCCCAGCGACUGUGCACCGCUAUCUCGCCCCGAUUGACUGCGUCCAAAAGCAGGCUCUGCGCGGCCUGCGUUUUGAGGAAUGCGCAAUCGACGUCAUCGAACGCGAUAGCCUGGGCGGCGUCGAAUUCAUCAUCGACGCGCAUACAGGCGUUCUGCUCGUCUCUCUUCUGUCCCUCCCUGGCGACUGCGCGGACGCCGUCGCGCGCAUUGCGAUCGAGCGCCGUAGCGCGGCGCCGUUCGCGUAUACGCCGCCGGUCCUGAAGGCGCUGCAGAAGCUGCGGCGCGACCUCAAUAUUGAGCAGGCGUGUGGGACGAGUCGCGAGGCGAUGGAGGUGAAGUUUGCGUUUGCGGAUACGGUUUCGGAGGCGGCGUUGUUUGUGCGCAUGUUUGGGAACGAGGCGGAGGAGAGGGAUCAGACAGAUGGUGCGCUUUGGGGCGGGAGGGAGUGGUUGGAUGAUGAGCCUUACGAGGGUGAAAUGGACUAUGCCGCCGUGAAAGGCAUGAACGUCUCCGCCGCCAUCAUUAUGCUUUGUCAGGAGGACCUUACCAUGCAGGACGUCCCGAAUAUGUCCCCGAAGCAGCGUCUCGAUUUCUUCGCACCCUUCAUUGGCGUGGACCGAGUGGAAUCCUUCAACUCUGUUCUAUCCGACCGCCGGCAGCAGGUCGAAGCGAUGUCUUCGGUCAAGGCUUCGUCCACACUGCUCGCACCAGGAAAUUUGCGGUGCCUUUCACUGCUUCGUCAUGCCUCGACUGCUUCGUCGCCCGCUUUGGGAAAUCGCUGCACGACGGCUGCGAAGGCGUGAGUGGCGGGGAACGAAGGCUCGGGGAGAAAGGCUUCGAUUUAGGCGAGAAGGGGAAGGAGGACAUGCCCCCCUCAUCGUAGGUACCCGCCGACUACAGGACAUGUACGUAGACUACGAACACAAUUGACUGCGCCCCAUCCCCAU
This is a messenger RNA of Schizophyllum commune H4-8, 1410 nucleotides long. RefSeq lists its product as uncharacterized. The transcript has 5 exons. Bases 49 to 1266 code for a protein of 405 amino acids. The record is from RefSeq and is a predicted model, not a curated record. NCBI's taxonomy places the organism in Eukaryota, Fungi, Basidiomycota, Agaricomycetes, Agaricales, Schizophyllaceae.